Messenger RNA from Limulus polyphemus (Atlantic horseshoe crab), 1392 nucleotides. RefSeq lists its product as uncharacterized. Bases 1 to 1392 code for a protein of 463 amino acids. NCBI's taxonomy places the organism in Eukaryota, Metazoa, Arthropoda, Merostomata, Xiphosura, Limulidae. The transcript is spliced from 11 exons. The record is from RefSeq and is a predicted model, not a curated record.
AUGGUCUGUCUGGAGCUGAGUUCAGGAAUUGAGAGUCAGAAAAAAAUUUUGCCUCUGAAAGCUCGGAGAUAUAACUUCACUUUAGUCGUCAAGAAAGGCAGUAGAACAGCUGCUGCGAGUGUUGCUGUCAAAGUGGUUGGUGACAAGAAUGUUCCAUUCCUUGCAUUUGAUGAUAUUACUAUCCGCGGAUUUCAAUGCGUCUGUAACUGGGCAACUAAUAUCAUUGGAAAAUCAGUGAAAAUUAAACGUAAUCGUUUAUUUUCGUUUGAAACCUUCAUAUUAUCAUUAAAGAGCAAUGAUUUCAUGUCACUAGAUGGUUGGCCAGUAAUCACGUUCACCACAGCUGGCCCUCCAGUAGCUGGACAACUUAAGGUAUUCCGAACAGCUGAUUGUACUCUAACAUGUGAAGUUACUCUAGAUGCCAGUGGUUGGAGGACCCACAUAGAUAGGUAUCCAUUGUCCUAUCAGUUUGCUUAUUCACAGUCUUUAAUAUGGAAAAUGUACUUAGACACUCCUUCUUCCAAAGCUAUCGUCCGAAAUGUGAAGCUGCCUUGUGGAAUCUCAAAAGUGACUGUUGCUGUAUGUGAUGCGUUCGGUUUCUGCAGUCAUGCUGAUCAGACAAUAUACCUGCCUUGUAGUGUACCUGAAACAGCGGUGUUGCUUACUGCGGUAGAGAAACUGCUAAGUUCUGGUUAUUAUCACUCGACUUGGUCAUUAUUAAACCCAAUAAGGAAAGCAUUUUCCGCUGGAAGGACUGGUAACAUUACAGGUUAUAUUGAGGACAAUAUAUUGUUAGUAUUGGAGCAGUAUCGACUUGGACUUCAAGUACUUCCACAUCUGAAAUUCCAAGCUCUAGACGAACUUGUCACGGUGCUAGAAGUCUUACAUAAGCCAAACAACAUGAAGGCUGAGCUUGUAAACUUUAAGGAUGAAAUAAUCAAAACUUUAGUGAAUCAGACUAGUGAAAAUCAAGAGAAGGACACUUAUUCUGACAUAGUGCUACGUGGUCCUCCAAUUUCAGACCUACAUGCUAAAGCUAUGUUUCAAGUUUUGGAAUAUCAUAUGGAAUUAAAUAUGGAAGACAAUUUCGAUAGUAAGAAGAGGAAAUCAUCCAGACAAGUAAUACACGACGUCAACGUCAUCAACAUGGGUGUGUGUCACAGCUUGAAUGUUAACAAGGUCUCAUUAAAUGCAACAUUUCCUCAUUUCAAAGUGUACAUCAUUGUGAAUGAAGCAUAUUCUAAAUUAUAUACGAUGUUUCAUGAAGAAAUCUCCAUUCCGUCUUUACUUAACCCGGCGAAGCAUGUUUCAAUUAUUCAUUUGCAUGUCAUGGUGGUCUGCAAAAGAAAAGAAAAACGUAGACAUUUCCUAGGCACUGUGUCAACUCUCUGA